This is a messenger RNA of Uloborus diversus, 1088 nucleotides long. Its product is annotated as peptidyl-tRNA hydrolase 2, mitochondrial-like. Gene Ontology annotation, molecular function: peptidyl-tRNA hydrolase activity. NCBI's taxonomy places the organism in Eukaryota, Metazoa, Arthropoda, Arachnida, Araneae, Uloboridae. The transcript is spliced from 5 exons. Gene Ontology annotation, cellular component: mitochondrion; cytosol. The coding region runs from base 13 to 489 and encodes 158 amino acids. The record is from RefSeq and is a predicted model, not a curated record.
UGCAGCGAAAGCAUGGGUUUGUUGUCAUUUGGUUUCGGAAUCUGUUUUGGGUUUUAUUUAAGAAAUACAAGAAUAGGGGAUAAUAUAAGAAACAAAUUGUUUGUGGUGCAAAAGUUGCUUAAAAAUCAUAAUAUCUCACAAUACAAACUUACAUUGGUUGUUAGAGAUGAUUUGAAUAUGGGAAAAGGAAAAAUAGCUUCUCAGUGUUCUCAUGCUUCUGUAUUAGCUUACAAAAAUAUUAAGUUAUUGAAUCCUGAAGUAGCAGAAAUCUGGGAAGCUUUUGGACAAACGAAAAUUGUUUUGAAAACCUCAAGCAGCAAAAGCCUACUUGAGUUAGCAACAAAUGCUGAGAAUGAAGGACUAUUAACAAAUAUAGUAUGUGAUGCCGGUAGAACUGAAGUUGUUGCUGGAACCAAAACUGUUUUGGCAGUGGGACCAGGUCCAAAACAUGUGGUUGACAAAGUUACUGGACAUUUGAAAUUAUUAUAAAUCGCUAAUAAUGCAUUAAUGUCUAAAUUAAAGUUAUUUUCUUUUAAAUGACUGAGUUAUAUUUCAAAUUCUUCUACAGCUUUCUUUUCGUAAUAAUUGCUGCUUCAAGUCACAUCAAUCUAUUAGGUUAUGUUUCUGUCAGGUAACUGGGUCUUAUGUCAAUCAAAUUAUUCAACUUUGAUGAAAAACAUUUUAAGUUGUAUAAAAAUGUUCUCCAGAGUAAACCAGAAUAAUUCUUUACUUAAUUCUUAUAUCGAUGGAAACUAAUUUUUAGAUUUAUCACUUUGGUAAAAUGCUACUUUAUGACUUUUAGACCUGCACCUUCAAUUUUAAACUUGAAGAUUUUGGGUAGCACAAGUGCCGCCGAUAAAUCGCAAAAAGGCUAAAAUGAAGGACUAAUAAGGUAAAAAUUGUUCUUCUCAAAAACUUGGCUGUAUUGAUGCAUUUCGAACACACAGUGAAAAUAUAUACAGCACAAUAAAAAUGUUGUUGCCUUUUUUGCACAAGAGAACUUUAACAGAAAAUGUAUGUACGAAGAAAAAGGAGCAAUAAACAAAAAAUUUAAAAGAGCUAGUAAAUAAUAAAACUAUUAAGUAUAA